AUGCCGCAGCGGUUGAUGUUCAACCAGGCGGUGUCAUGGACUGCUCGCCGAUCGGGCGGGUGCGGGGAUGUGACGGGUCAAUCGACUAAUGUUAUGGAGAGUGAGAGAGAGAGAGACAAUCGAUGGCUGUCUUUAGCGGACGAAAGGAGAACUAAUGGCAACGAACACGGCAACUUCUCGUUUUCCUUUAUCUCGGCGGGGCCGACGGAUUGGUCGCUGGCUCCACCAAUCACCUUUGGCCCCACCUACCGAUUACAGUUUUCCCAUAAGAAGCCGGUAGGAAACCGGGGACAUAUCGUUUUUCUGCCAAGGUUCCUGGCAAAGGGUCCUGCUCCUAAGUAUCCUGUGUACAGAGGGUGGACUCAAGGGCCGGCUGAUAUCGGCAAGAAAAAGGAUGAUGAGGGCGGGCAUGAGUGGCGAUAUUCCCAGGAUCAGGACAUCAAUAUCCUGGCCCUUGCAACUUCUUAUAUUCCGGUCAUAAACCGCACGUCCGGGAGGCCGACGAGCAAAAAGACUACAGAGUAUCAUGGUGAUAGAACACAAAAUGGUAAGAUGAGGGUGGGCAGCGGUGUACCGGACUGA
This is a messenger RNA of Nezara viridula (southern green stink bug), 582 nucleotides long. The record is from the annotation of a GenBank genome assembly. Lineage: Eukaryota; Metazoa; Arthropoda; Insecta; Hemiptera; Pentatomidae.